AUGUCGGGCAUGAAGAACUCGCCGUUCGCGAAGCGUCUGCGCGCGUCCCACCGCGAGGGAGAGGAUGAGGAGACACCCAGGAGGUCUCGUGUCAAUCCUAUCUUCGGGGUCUCGUCAACACCGACGUUGGAUUCCCGCUCGAGCACUGCAGACAGCAGUGGCGGCCCACCAUCACCCAUCCAAGGCGCCAGCAGCAGCCGAAUGCGGCCGAAGGAGUAUGGAGACAGGUUUGUCCCGUCGAAGGACACGGGUGACAUGCGCACGUCGUAUCAUCUCAUGGACGAUGGUGGGCCGUCGACGCCAUCGAAGAGCAGAAUCAUACCGACCGAAUCAGACGCGCAAAAGGAGCAAGCGAAUGCAAUUUUCAACUCGAUCCUGCACACCGAAGUCACACCACCAUCCCCACACAGACCUUCAUCUCCGACACGCCCCAUUGCCUCCACCUCUGGUGCGCCGCCGUCGACACCAACUCGGAAGCGUCUGUUUACCUUCGGCUCCCCAUCACGCUCCAAUCCCAACACUCCAACCCGCCGCUUGGACACCCCAACCGAUGAGGCGUACUCGAUGAGCCCAGUACGGGCGGAGAGCCGGCAACUCCUGGAGUCCCCACGAAGACUGCCCCGCAGUGUGUGCAAGACACCAUACAGGGUCCUCGAUGCCCCUGAGCUUGCGGACGACUUUUAUCUCAACCUCGUCGACUGGUCGAGUACAAACGUGCUUGGGGUCGGCCUCGGAUCAUGCGUAUAUCUCUGGACAGCACAUAACGCCGCGGUGUCGAAGCUAUGCGACCUUGCCCCAUCCAACGACACCAUCUCGUCUGUCUCCUGGGUCCAGAAAGGGACGACGUUGGCUGUCGGCACCGUAGCCGGACGCCUGCACAUCUACGACGCCACAACACUCACACUGCAGCGCACGUAUCAACAAGCACACACUCAACGAAUCGGGGCCCUCGCCUGGAACACACAUGUCUUAUCAUCGGGCUCACGGGAUCGACAGGUGCACCACCGCGACGUUCGAGAGCCGACGACACGACCGUUUAAGCGUUGCACAGGCCAUCGCCAGGAGGUGUGUGGGUUGAAAUGGAGUGGGCAGAACGGGCCCUCGGACGGAGCCACACUCGCUAGUGGCGGCAACGACAACAAGGUCUGUAUUUGGGACCUUCGGGGUUCGAGGCGGCCUGGUGUUGGGAGCUCAUCGGGAGUGACAGGUGAGGAUGGACCUGCGGACCUACCACUGUGGAAGUUCCAUGAGCAUACCGCAGCGGUGAAGGCCCUUGCUUGGGAUCCACAUAUUCCUGGAGUGCUUGCGACGGGUGGUGGUACGCAGGACAAGCACAUACGGUUCUGGAAUGUGCAGAACGGGACGAUGCUGCAUGAGCUGGACACGGGUAGCCAGGUCUGCAACCUCAUCUGGUCCCUAACCUCCCACGAGCUCGUCUCGACACACGGCUUCUCCUCUACCACCGCUCAAAACCAGAUCUGCAUCUGGCGUUACCCCACCCUCAAUAUGGUCGCCUCGUUAACAGGGCACACCAACCGCGUGUUGUACCUUGCGAUGAGCCCGGAUGGGGAGACCAUCGUCACAGGUGCUGGUGACGAGACGCUGCGGUUCUGGAACGCCUUCCCCAAGAAGGAGAAGAACGAACGCGAGCGGGAGAGCAAGCUCGAUUAUGGCAGGCUAAUUCGAUGA
Molecule: messenger RNA, 1689 nt
Organism: Cyclocybe aegerita
Lineage: Eukaryota; Fungi; Basidiomycota; Agaricomycetes; Agaricales; Hemipholiotaceae
Source: the annotation of a GenBank genome assembly